UGUGCAAAUCGCAAUAAAAUUAUAACAUUGAUAGCAUUAGAACUCGACGCAUUUUACAUCGAUUUGGCUCGCAUCGUUUACGGUGGAGCAGUGAACGAAUAAAUUACAGUUCUGUGCCACGCACAGGAAUCUGUUAUUACCGUUGCGACAUUCGUUGCCGUCGUUAACAUUCCGACGCGCAUAUAAAACUACAAGACACGUCGACGCAAGGCGUCGCAGUUGAUACACGGACACACGGUAUUCACGUCGCAGUUGAUACACGUUAUUCACGUCGCAGUUUAUAAUUAGUAAAGUCAGGUCAUCGUCUCCAUUUGAUCUAGAAGCUUUGGGUGUUCGUACUUGGAAAGAUGAGCGAACAAGUGGAAAAUAGACCCGUGAGGGUUUGGUGCGAUGGAUGUUUCGACAUGGUACACUUUGGUCACGCAAACUCGUUGCGACAGGCCAAAGCAUUGGGACAUUAUCUGGUCGUAGGCAUACACACCGAUGAUGAAAUUGCCAAGCACAAAGGUCCGCCUGUUUUCACAGAACAAGAGAGGUCUAAAAUGGUGAGAGCUAUUAAAUGGGUUGAUGAGGUAGUAGAAGGUGCUCCUUACGUUACAAAUCUUGAAACUUUGGAUCAGCAUAAUUGUGACUUUUGUGUUCACGGAGAUGAUAUAACAGUUACAGCAGAUGGAGUUGACACAUAUCAUCUUGUUAAAAAAGCCAACAGAUACAAGGAAGUAAAACGAACUGAAGGAAUUUCAACUACAGAUGUAGUUAGUCGUAUGUUGUUAAUGACAAGACAACAUUUCUACAAGGGUGAUAAAGAAUAUGAAGUGGAAAAAGAGCAUUCCUCAGUGAUGGGUCAAGAUAAGGCUGCCAGAAGUCCAUGGACUGGUUGUUCACAAUUUUUACCCACUACUAAAAAAAUAAUUCAAUUCAGUGAAGGCGUAGAACCUAAGCCCACUGAUAAAGUAGUAUACGUUGCUGGUGCUUUCGACAUAUUUCAUGUUGGUCAUUUGGAUUUUUUAGAAAAAGCCCAUCAGCAUGGUAAUUUUCUUAUUGUUGGCUUGCACACUGAUCCAGUGGUUAAUCAAUACAAAGGUUCAAAUUAUCCAAUUAUGAAUUUACAUGAACGAGUUUUGAGUGUUUUAGCCUGCAAAUAUGUAUCUGAAGUUGUUAUUGGAGCACCGUACAGUGUAACAGCUGAUUUAAUGAAACAUUUUCAUGUUGAUGUUGUGUGCCAUGGUAAAACACCAGUGAAAAUGGACAUAAACGGUGAAGACCCAUAUGCGGUUCCAAAAUUGAUGAAUAAAUUUGUGAUAGUUGAUUCAGAAAAUAACAUGACAACAGAAAAGAUUGUUGAUCGCAUUAUAAUUAAUAGACUUGAGUUUGAAGCUAGAAAUUUAAAAAAAGAAGCUAAGGAGUUGGCAGUCAUCAAACAAAUGGAAAACCAAUUAGAAAAAAUAAAAUUGGAAUUAUACUAGUAUUGUGUAAGUUAAUUUUCAAUUAUUGUAAAAUAUGCUGAUAAUAGUUCUUGUAGUUAAUCAUUCAUCCAAAUAAUUUUAAUACUGUGUUACCAAUCAAUACAUUGAUCAAUUUCUUCUUUGUGUAUCUGUAUUUG
Melanaphis sacchari is the source of this 1603-nucleotide messenger RNA. It is a transcript of the gene Pect, whose product is annotated as ethanolamine-phosphate cytidylyltransferase. Bases 348 to 1466 code for a protein of 372 amino acids. Gene Ontology annotation, biological process: phosphatidylethanolamine biosynthetic process. Gene Ontology annotation, molecular function: ethanolamine-phosphate cytidylyltransferase activity. Lineage: Eukaryota; Metazoa; Arthropoda; Insecta; Hemiptera; Aphididae. The record is from RefSeq and is a predicted model, not a curated record. The transcript is spliced from 8 exons. Gene Ontology annotation, cellular component: cytoplasm.